Messenger RNA from Punica granatum (pomegranate), 1350 nucleotides. The record is from RefSeq and is a predicted model, not a curated record. NCBI's taxonomy places the organism in Eukaryota, Viridiplantae, Streptophyta, Magnoliopsida, Myrtales, Lythraceae.
AUGACAAACAAGCUUGCAACAAGGGAGUGGAUAGCCCCUAAGUUGGUCCCACUUGUCAGGAUCCAACCAGAUGUAACUGGACAAGUAGCAUAUGACUACAUGAUCCACAGGUAUAAGGUAAAGAUGAAUGAUGCCAUGGUAUCUAGGGCUCUGAAAUUGGCUCAUGAAAUCUGUGAAGGCCAAGAGAAUGAGCAAUAUGCAAAGUUGCGUGAUUAUGCUAAUGAGCUAUUAAAGAGAAAUUCUAGAUCAACUAUUCGCUUGCAAUGUACACCAUAUACUCAUGAGUUUUACAGAAUGUAUAUCUGUUUGGAAGCUUGCAAAAUGGGCUUUUUGACUGGGUGUAGACCCCUGAUUAACUUGGAUGGUCGCUUCUUCAAGGGAUAUUAUAGUAGACAAUUGCUAUCUGCUGUGAGUCAAGAUGGGAACAACUCUUUUUAUGUGAUAGCAUACGACAUUGUGAAUGUGGAGAACAAGGAAAACUGGAUUUGGUUUCUUGAAAACCUAGCGAAUGAUCUGGGGGAUCUAGUGGAGAAGGGGUUCACUUUUAUUUCUGAUAGACAAAAGCUAACCAAUCUUGGAUUGGAUAGUGCUUUGCAGCUGAAUAAGGAUGCUGCAAAAUGGCUGAAUGACAUCCCUGCAGAUAGGUGGAGCAGGUCAGCCUUUGACACUGUAUGCAAGAAUCAGGCUGUCACAUCCAAUAUGUGUGAGAAGUUCAAUGGGGCAAUCCUCAAAUAUAAGGGCAAGCCCAUAAUUACGAUGUUUGAAGGGGUAAGGAUGUAUAUCACUAGAAAGAUGGUGAAGACACAGGCAUUGAUUGCCAAGAGCCAAGGACCCCUCUGUAAACAAGUCCAAAUGAAGCUUGAUAAAUUGCAUAAGAAGGCAAUCUAUUGGACUCCUCACUGGUCAGAGGAUCCCAAUAGAGCAAAGUUUGAGGUAACUUGUCCUCCCCAUUCAAAGUGUGCUGUUGACUUGAAAGAGAUGACAUGUUCAUGCAGAUCUUGGGAGUUGUCUGGCAUUCCAUGUGAGCAUGCCAUUGCUUGUAUCGGCCACAAUGCUGGUGAGAGAUUUUGGGAGACAACUGGUUUUGACCCUAUCCAAACUCCCAUUGUGAAGAGAAAACCAGGAAAACCAAAAACCAAGAGAAAGAAGUCACCGGAAGAAGACUCUAAUCCUCACAAGAUGAAGAGGAAGCUUGGCCCUCCUAGGUGCUCCAGAUGCAAACAGGUUGGACAUAAGAAGACCAGUUGCAAGGCUAACUUAGGUGAUGGGGACACAGUUGCUGCUACUAACAAAACAAGGCCAUCUGAUGUGCCAGUUGAUGGUGCAAAUGAGGAAACCAGAGCAUCUUAG